AUGAAGAGUGCGCUUCGAGUCCAGGUGGACGUAUGUUCGGAUCUCCGCAUGAUUACAGCGGAUGUUAGCCAACGGGUGUCCAGCCUGGAGGGCCACGUGGAGGUGCCUCGUAAUGCUACUCGGGAUAACGCGUGUGGCGCACCGGUGCUGGAGGCGAGCGGCGGUUCAGCGGUGGACGCGGCGGAGGGAUCAGAGCGUGCUGCAGAGUGUGCUGGGAGGGGUAGACUCCCAGUCCAGUCUGCGGUCGAGUCUGUGGUCCAGGUAGACUCCCAGUCCAGUCAGUGGUCCAGGUGGACUCCCAGUUCAGUCUGUGGUCCAGGUAGACUCCCAGUCCAGUCUGCGGUCGAGUCUGUGGUCCAGGUAGACUCCCAGUCCAGUCAGUGGUCCAGGUGGACUCCCAGUCCAGUCUGCGGUCCAGUCUGUGGUCCAGUCUGUGGUCCAGGUAGACUCCCAGUCCAGACUGUGGUCCAGGUGGACUCCCAGUCCAGUCUGCGGUCCAGUCUGUGGUCCAGGUAG
Molecule: messenger RNA, 516 nt
Organism: Knipowitschia caucasica
Lineage: Eukaryota; Metazoa; Chordata; Actinopteri; Gobiiformes; Gobiidae
Source: the annotation of a GenBank genome assembly